Molecule: messenger RNA, 1976 nt
Organism: Pongo pygmaeus (Bornean orangutan)
Lineage: Eukaryota; Metazoa; Chordata; Mammalia; Primates; Hominidae
Exons: 3
Coding region: 840-1976 (378 amino acids)
Source: RefSeq, a predicted model, not a curated record
GCAGCCCCAGCCACGAGGGCCCCUGCAAGGCUGGCAACGGCUGAGCCCGCAAAGGGGACGUUGGGGGGGUCCCGACAAUUUUACACCCGGGAGAUGCUCCUGAGGAUUCCAAGACUGGAGCCCCUGCCUGAGCAGCCCCACCUCAGACAGUGCUGGGGCUGGGGCCAUGACACCUCCGACCCUGAUGGGGGACACAGGGGACCGCAGGGGACACAGACAAAACUGAGGGGAGGCCAGGCACGGUGGCUCACGCCUGUAAUCCCGGCACUUUGGGAGGCCGAGGCAGGCGGAUCGCCUGAGGUCAGGAGUUCAAGACCAGCCUGGCCAACAUGGUGAAACCCCGUCUCUUCUAAAAAUACAAAAAAUUAGCUGGGCGUGGUGGCGGGCGCCUGUAAUCCCAGCUACUUGGGAAGCUGAGGCAGGAGAAUCCCUUGAACUCGGGAGGUGGAGGUUGCAGUGAGCCGAGAUCGUGCCACUGCACUGCAGCCUGGGCAACAGAGUGAGACUCCAUCUCAAAAAAAAAAAAAAAAUUGAAAACUGAGGGGACACAGGGGACCUGAGGGUGGGACAGCGCAGGAAGGGACGGCUCGCCCGUCUCAGCCAUCCCCAUGGGGCCCUGGUGUUGGGUCACACGCAGAUCCUGUCUGGAAUAGGAGUUGGGCUGGGCGCUGGGGCCCCCGGGGCCAGGCUGCCCUGAAUCCUCAGGCCCAGCUCUGGAACAGGGUGUAUUUGAAGAGCGUCACUGGAAAGGCCAGGGUCGGAGCCGUCUGCCCUCUGCCAGGCAGCUGGCAGGAGCCCUGGCUGGGCCUGGUGUGUCAGCAAUCUCAAACAGGGUGAGGAUGACAAGGUUUUCCAUGGCCGGGGCCCGAGCUCAGAGGGGCGUGCGUCAGGGCCUGGGCCGAGUCCAGCAGACUGUGGUCUUGGAUGGAACUGGCUGCAGUCCUGCCUCUGACAGGGAGGUGGAGGCACGGGGGCUGGCAGACCCUCCCACACACGGGCACAGACACACGGGGCAGGGGGCUCCAUCCCAACAGGAGGAGCCCAGGCUGAGGCUGCACUCCACCCUCGUCUGGCCAGCCCUGGCCAGCGCACCUGUCCUCAGUGCAGACGUGGGCGCUGCCCCUGAGGAGCUUUGGUUUCUAAGGGGAGAGCUGGCCAAGUCAUCAACACUGGACAGACAGCAGGAAAGGCGUGAGGACAGCAGCUCUCGAGGGAGGAGGAGCAGCCCAGCAGGCUUCCCGAAAACAGUGGCACCGUGCGCAGGGGGAACAGUGUCCAGGGACCACGAACACGUAAGCGUGUGGCUGUGCGGAGCCAGGGAGAGGCGAAGGGGCGUCCAGGGCUGUAGCCGGGUUCCAGACAAGGCCCGACCUCAUGAGCCUGCCCCAGAAAAUCCUCUGGGUGGUGAACAGAUGGGGCAACAGCAUGGUCUUCAGUCAGCCUCCUGGAGGUGUGAAAAGAAAACAAAAUUUUGGGACCUAAAACUCACUAAGCCAAGGGGAAAAGUCAAGCUGGAAGCCGAGUCACACACACCUGCCUCCCAUUUUCUUCCUAAUUGGACAGCUACGAAGAUGAAGGAGCCUGUGCCCCCUCGCAAUGCGCUUACAGGGAAAUUCCUUGUGGAUCCCAAGAUCUUGGCUCUGAAACAGUUCUGCUGGAUCCCAUUUAGACAGUGUGAUGUAGCAGCUUAUCUUCCCAGUCCCAAAUUCCCAGGAAUCCCAGCCCCACUGGCUGAACACCGGGGUGCAGCCACAGAGAGGAUGGCCUUGGCCUGGGGGUGGCAGCUGUGCAGGGGGCCCUGUCCCCCACCACCGAUGGCAGGGGUAAGACGGCAGCACUGGAGACGGAGGCCAGAGCAGACUCCAGCAGCCGCGGUGGCAGGUGCAGAGGGAGGCGCGAGGUCGGACGCGGGUCACGUCCUGCUGCAACACUGCAUGGGUGAAGCCAGGGACAGUGUCCUGGAGGUACCUGUCUGA